GCGAGCUCCUUCACAACACAACUGUUCUGUAGAGACGCAGAACCAGCGAGAGCGGACCAUGUCUGGGUUAAUGUUUAGCCUGAGGACCAGCACCUCCGGUCUCACCAAACUCGUCCUGCCUCACCUCUGCAGGAGCGGCUCGUCUAAAAUGUCGUCAGAUUCCCACUGGCUCUCUCCAGCGGACCGAGACCAACAUGUGACUGAGCUGAGGACCACAGGCUGGGUGGAGGUGGAGGACCGAGACGCCAUCUUUAAAGAGCUUCAUUUUAAAACCUUCAAUCAGGCCUUCGGCUUCAUGUCUCGAGUGGCUCUGCAGGCGGAGAAGAUGAACCACCACCCUGAAUGGUUCAACGUCUACAACAAGGUCCAGAUCACGCUGACGACACACGACUGCGGAGGCCUUUCCAAACGGGACAUAAAGAUGGCCAAGUUCAUCGACAAAAUCUCACUGUCCAUGUGACUUCAAAUAAAACUUCCCUGCGGAGGCUUGAAUGCUUUGUUGUCAGGGCUCUUGGUCGCGACACGUGUUGGACGGACAGGCAGGGACCGUUCCCCAAAUGGACCCAGAAGAUUCCUCCAGCCCUCCACAUGUUCCUGUCUCCAGAGUGCAGCAGCGAGGUCAGACUCAGUAGAAAGAGGGAUUUGUGUGAUUUACAAUCUGCUCAGGAAUGACAGCGCCGCUGCUCUUCUCCCCGUCGAUCUACAAAAAUACUCUGCUGCAGAGAAGUAGGUGGCUUCUGUUGGUGCCUUAUACCUUUCUCCCCUGAAGCAGCUUCCUUCCACCUCCAGUUCUGAUCAGACUAUUUCACCUUCCAAUAACAAAAUGUUAGAUUUGCCUUGUGCAGGUCAGUAAGAAUUGUGAACUUUAGUGCCCGUGGGAGCGUUGUUGGGUUUAAACGAAACUGAGUCAAUUCUUUGCUUCCACAGUGACUCUAGUGAUCUUCCCCAGCAUGUGAUGAGCUCCACCUUGUAUCCCCGCAUCGAUCAUUCAUGAACUCAUUCAGGAUAAAACGUGACACUGCCUCACAUGUAAAGACUGUUAGCAUGUUUAGAAUGAAGCACAACAUGGAGGCGGCCAGUAAUCCAUACCGUAACAUCACACUCAUCUAUAUUUGAAGAUUGUCUGGGUCACAUGAGAUGGAGACGCCAAACUUAAAGAUGAGUCAGCGUUAAUCCUCUCACCAAGAUGAAGCUAUUCAUAUGUUCAUAAAGGCUGCGGAACAGAAUGAAUAAACUCAUCUGUUCUGUAUGUAAAUCUGUCCAAAAUGGUUGAUAUGUAAACAAAGCAUGGAAUCUGAAUCGUCCCUAUCGUCUAGUCACCGCAAGAGCUUGAGUUGGGUGUGAGGCAGCAGUCUGCUGUUCCUGUGCUGGUGUGGCUUCCCUUUGUGCACUCUGGUUUCCUCCCUCAGUCCCAAAACAUAUUGAGAUUAUUUAAGACUUGAGAUUGUCUAUUGUGGAGCUGGAGAGUAGCUGGAGUAGUCUACAGCUCUGUGUCACCCCGUUAAAGGAAGAAGGUAAAUGACAGUCAGCGCCUCCUUCUGGUAGCAUGAGGUAUAAAACGAUCGACUUUCAAUUCUAAUCCAAUGAAAAGGUUCAGAACUAGAGUCUGUGGUGAGUUCUAGAGAGGCAGUUGGGUUCCAUUUUUUCUUCUAAUCCGGGCGACACCUUGCUGCUCUGGAAGGCUGAACUUUAAUUUCAUUGAAUCCUAUAAAAUCUCCAGUCAAUCGCACCUGGUUUUACCAGCAACUUCGCCGUACCAGCUAAACAAACAUGGCGGCAGCCAAAUUUGUAGGAGAGAUGAGUAUCAGAUGAGUACGGUUUCAUACUCGACGUUACAUGAUUCUUACGGCCUCCAGAGCCUGCAUUUACAUCGAUUAUAUAAUUUGUUGAAUCUCCAGUGUGAAGGCUGUCCAAGGCCACACACACACACACACACACACAGAUCCAAAGAAAACACAGGGACGUAGUCAGAUCUACUAAAUAUACUAUUCAUCAAAUUGCUAUAUUUAUUCCUGGGAGACUGUUUUAGAUAACCAUUGCACACACACACACACACCGCACACUCAGAGCCAAGUCCACAUUUUGCAGAGGUUGAAAUGAUACCAGACUCUUGUUCUAUUGGCCCUGGAUUGCAGCGCGUCUGGGUCUAGUGAAGUACUUCUCUUGCUUACUGUAUUACCGUUAGUUCCUGAUAGACAUGCAGAAGUGUGUUCGACCAAAAUACCCUUAUUAAAUAAACAGAUCCAUCUGGUCACAUCAAGUCAGUCUCCGUCACCUGAGCCCAUCUCAGCCCCUAGAAUCCUGGUCUCUCCUCUGCAUCAGUGUCUCUUCAGAUACCCAUUUACUCAACACUCAGCAUCAUAAAAUGCAGAGUCAUCGCAUUUUUCGGUUCAGCUUUUGUAUGGCUUCACGUGUCGGGUGACCGGAUGAUUUACACGAGACCACGCUGACCCAGACCGGUCCAGAUGUGUGACCCCUACUGGAUCAUUAUUCUCAGCUGAUGCAACGGCGCUGCAGUGUCCUCUGCACACACGGCUCAGCGGCAGCAGGCGGAGGAAAGAAUGAGGAAGCCUGAAAGUGAGGAGGGAUAAUAGAUGGUGCGGACAGAUAAGACAAAGUGGCAAACAUAGGGAGAGGAAUGGGGGAGUGCUGGAGGGGGCUUUUUCCUCUUUGUGUCGCCCUUAAGAUGGAAAAAUAAUUACUCUCCUCGGUGUAAAUGCCGGAGCUCCUGACAGCCAGG
Molecule: messenger RNA, 2740 nt
Organism: Synchiropus splendidus (mandarinfish)
Lineage: Eukaryota; Metazoa; Chordata; Actinopteri; Syngnathiformes; Callionymidae
Product: pterin-4-alpha-carbinolamine dehydratase 2-like
Exons: 4
Coding region: 59-460 (133 amino acids)
Biological process (GO): tetrahydrobiopterin biosynthetic process
Molecular function (GO): 4-alpha-hydroxytetrahydrobiopterin dehydratase activity
Source: RefSeq, a predicted model, not a curated record